AUGCUAUUCUCUUUGCUCCUUGGUGCUUCAGUGGUACAGGCAUCCCUGCAAUCACUGACUUCGUUCUGCGGAACCCCGAAUCCCAGCGACGCGCAAAUCGCCAGUUCGCACACCGGCAGAGAUUUGAGUCACGGGGGCGGCAGCCUCCUCGCCGCCAACAUUUCCGUUACCGUCUAUCUCCAUUCAAUCGCUCCGAAUGAAACAGCUCUCUUAAGUGUAACCGCCGCCGCCUUCAAAGCUGCAAAACCGACCACGGAUGUCAAAACUAACCAAGUAUUCCAGCAAGCCACGCUCGAAGAACAGUUCCAGGUUCUGCAUGAUGUGUAUAGCAGAUACGGUAUCACCAUGAAACUAGGCGGCACGUCGCGCACCGCAAACGCGAGCUGGUCGACCGUCACCAACCUAACCGACGAGCUCGCCAUGAAAUCCGCGCUUCGUCAGGGCAACUACCAGACGCUCAACCUUUACGUGCAAAGCAUCUACCCGACCCUGGGCCGCUGCUUCUACCCCGAGGCAGACGCGGUGCCCGGGUCCGAGACGUUCACCUUGGACGGAUGCCAGAUCGACGUCAGCACGGUUCCCGGCGCCGACUCACCCACGGGAAAUGAUCGCGGAUACAUGGCGGUCCACGAAGUCGGACACUGGUUCGGCCUGCCGCACACGUUCCAAGGAGGGUGUCAGGGGACGGAUUAUGUCGAUGAUACGCCCGCGCAGGCUACGCCUUCGUGGAACUGCACGGUCGGUCAGGAUACGUGCCCCGACUUGCCAGGCCUGGAUCCUCUCUACAACUUUAUGAAUUAUCAAGCAGACAAUUGCUGGAACGAGUUUACUCCUGGCCAGCUCAAGCGAAUGCAGGAGCAGUGGACAACUUUCAGGGCGAAUAGCACCGUCUAG
Colletotrichum orchidophilum is the source of this 894-nucleotide messenger RNA. RefSeq names its product metalloprotease 1. The record is from RefSeq and is a predicted model, not a curated record. The coding region runs from base 1 to 894 and encodes 297 amino acids. Gene Ontology annotation, molecular function: metallopeptidase activity. NCBI's taxonomy places the organism in Eukaryota, Fungi, Ascomycota, Sordariomycetes, Glomerellales, Glomerellaceae. The transcript is spliced from 2 exons.